CUUCGAUCCGCGACUGAGGCCACCUCUGUGACUGGCGUACUCCAUUUCUACCUAACUCUGCGGGUUUCGUCAUACGCUGUGCAAUAUGUUGCGUACCAGCUCGACUGUUCUGCUCCCUUUGUGCGGUGGCUGCGUCCUGGCUGUGCGUCAUGUAUGACCCGUCCAACCAGGAUCCAACGGUUCGCCGUCGAUGCGGCGAUUGAGAGGGGCCAAGUUUCUCACAUUUGGGUCGGUUGUCCUGCCUUGAGUUCGCGUUUCCACUGCGCCUCACUCCCGACCUCCACCAUGAUAUUCGACGCGUACCAGGCCAACCUCGCCGUCGUCGACCGCCUUCCUCCAGAGUUGCUCAUCGAAAUCUUCGUAUGCUGCACGGAGAAUCUCAGUGACGGUUUGGUACCGCUUACCCUCGGAGCCGUAUGCCACUAUUGGCGAGACGUAAGCCUCACCUCGCCGCGCAUAUGGCAACACCUGGUCAUGAGCGACCGUCGGAAGGUCGAGGCAUCGCAUGCGCAGGCGCGGCUCUGGCUUGUGCGAUCGUGGCAAUUACCGCUUCACGUCCAUGUCAACUUGGACUCGAGAGACUUCCUCCUCCCUCUCUUGUCGCCAAUAUUGCCGUACAUCCAUCGAUGGAGGACGUUUGACAUGACCAUGGACGAGGCGAACGAACACUUUGAUUUCGCACCGCUCGUGGCUGGCGCCUCAGGAGCUCGCCUGGAGCACUUGCAGAUGAUUAUCAGGGGAACGACCGGCCUAGAUCCUUUCAUUGAGCAUCUCCAACCUCUCGAGCGGUCCGAUAUCGACAAGCCCUCGUUUGCAGCCUUACACUCCGUCGAACCCGACGAGCCAAGGGGCAUCUUCAUGCGUACCGCCCUCACGAUUUCCGAGUCGGUAGACGUCCUGACGAACGCGUCGCGGUUGCUCGACUUCCUCUCCGUUCUGCCUGUGCUCGAGCAGUUCAUCUUCUACUCCUUCCCCCACGCUGGGAACCCGGAAGACGACAUACGGCUCGCUCCAGUCGUCUCGCUUCCUCGACUGCGCCUGCUCGAACUCUACCUCGAGCAUACCAACAUCGACUUCGCGAUCCAGCACGACCACUACGCGAACGUGGAGGAGGACGGCGGCAGCGAGGACGAGGCACACGACUUUUCACAAUCUCCGUGGAGCGACCGUGCUACGGGCAUGGGCUUGCGGCGGCUCAUCAAACGCUCCAACCCGCCUCUACAGGUGUUAGAGAUGGACUACGCGGACAUGCGUACGAAGGACUUCGAGUGGUGCUUUGAUCGCCUGGAGCACCUCGAGGAGUUCCGCAUCAUCGCGUCCGACAUGUCCAACACCGUCAUCAAUCUCCUCGCGCCGUACGAGCCUCCCCAAACAAUCUGUCGACCCGACGGGGCAGGCCGUAGUAGGCCGCACCUACGACUGCCGAAGCUGACCAUGUUGGGGUUGUGGAAUUGCCAGCGGCUCGGCGGCGAUGCCAUCGUCGGGGCGCUGUGUCGACGGGUACAGUAUACAGACAAUCUGUCCGGCGACGAGAUCAGUAAGCUUUCGGACGUCGCGAUUGUUGGAUGUCAGGACUUCCGUGUCCAGCAUGUUCUCGAGCUGUCGCCAGUGUUGGGAGGUCGCUUGCGCAUUUCAUGAGUUGUACUUCUACGGACUUGUAGCAAUUGUGUAAUUUUAGUGCUGUACGGUAUUUAUUGGUCAUAAUGUUGUUCCUCGUUCUUGUUCAG
Fomitopsis serialis is the source of this 1727-nucleotide messenger RNA. RefSeq lists its product as uncharacterized. NCBI's taxonomy places the organism in Eukaryota, Fungi, Basidiomycota, Agaricomycetes, Polyporales, Fomitopsidaceae. Gene Ontology annotation, molecular function: protein binding. Bases 154 to 1638 code for a protein of 494 amino acids. The record is from RefSeq and is a predicted model, not a curated record. The transcript is spliced from 4 exons.